UGAGUGUGGUAAGUAUGGGCAUAUGAAGGAAAAUUGUCCUAGUAUAAAACCAAUGCAGGUUAAUCAGCCUUAUUCUGUUAAUCAGCAAGGUGCUGUUGUUGGUCAUGAGCUGAACCGUGAGACUUACAAAAUGCCUGAGAGUUUGCCUGUCAAUCCCGCUGCUACUGAGGAUUUUGGGGAUUGGAUGUUGGUUCGGAGGGAUCGACGUAGGGAUAAUCGUCAAAGUAUCAGGCCUGGGCCUAAGAGAGUUGACAGAGAUGAGGUUCGAAGGGUAGUUGCAGAUGGGUCUACGGGAAAUCGUUUUGACUCUUUACUUAAUUUAGAGGAUGAGGUCAUACCAGAGGAGCAGAAUAAUGGUAGUUUGGGCACUCAGGAGAUUCACAUGGCUGUCCAUGAUGAGCGUCCUAGCAACCGGGCAAAUAAUGUAGUAUCUAGGGGAGGUGGAAUCCAGAGAGGGAGUCGUGGUGGUAGAGGGCUGUUUCGUGGAGGACGAGGAGGUCAGGCUGUGGCUAAUAAUGCUAAUGUCGAGAUAAUUCCAUCCUCUACUACGACUUCUAGGGAAGUACGACCUAAUACUAGAAUUGGAUUAUCAAGGAAAGCAGCGGCAGAGGUUGAGCAUACUGUAGUUGUUGGUAAUGGGAAGGAGAGGGUAGAAUCUUGGGUUGUUUCUUCUGAAGAUCAGGUGGGGUUGAGUGUCUUGAAUCAUGUGCCUCCAAAUCCACCAGGUUUUCGUAACCCAUCUUUCCCUCAUCCGUCUAGCCCGAAUAUUGUCCCUGGACAGAAGACAGUCAAUGGGAGUGAGGAUGAUGUCACGUUGAUUGUGGCUGGGACAAUUUUGAAUGAGUUGAAUAAGGCGACUUCUGCUAGUUUGGUUGCUCCUUUGGAGCACCAACAGCGUAUGUGAUACCCUUGUGAGAUUAAUCUGAUGAUGCUCUUUUUAAUAUUUAUUUUAAUGAUAAUUAUAACCUGGAAUUGUCAUGGUGCAGCAUCAUCUACUUUUCGCAACGCUUUUCAGGAAUA
Manihot esculenta (cassava) is the source of this 1020-nucleotide messenger RNA. RefSeq lists its product as uncharacterized. The transcript has a single exon. The record is from RefSeq and is a predicted model, not a curated record. Lineage: Eukaryota; Viridiplantae; Streptophyta; Magnoliopsida; Malpighiales; Euphorbiaceae. The coding region runs from base 23 to 904 and encodes 293 amino acids.